Messenger RNA from Gracilinanus agilis (Agile Gracile Mouse Opossum), 1857 nucleotides. It is a transcript of the gene TSNARE1, whose product is annotated as t-SNARE domain containing 1. Gene Ontology annotation, cellular component: nucleus; membrane. Gene Ontology annotation, biological process: vesicle-mediated transport. The transcript has 12 exons. The record is from RefSeq and is a predicted model, not a curated record. Bases 1 to 1857 code for a protein of 618 amino acids. NCBI's taxonomy places the organism in Eukaryota, Metazoa, Chordata, Mammalia, Didelphimorphia, Didelphidae.
AUGACAGAAGCAGAAGAAACCUUAGACUGUAGACUCUUGGAGCUGGAAAGGACUUUAGAGGUGAAUAGAUCAACAUCCUCAUUUUACAGCUAUCAGCAUUAUUAUCACCACUACUACCAUCACAUCAUCAUUACCAAUGCCAUUACUGUCAUAAUCGUCAUCACCAUUGCCAUCAUUACAGCCCCCAUUACUUUCAUGGUCACCAUCAUUGACACCCUGGCUACUCCCCCCAGCAGGAUGGCUGGGUCCAGUGCUGCUCGGGCCAAGAAGAGGAAGCCCAACUUCUGUCCACAGGAAACAGAAGUACUAGUGUCCAAAGUGACCAAGCACCACCAGCUUCUCUUUGGGACAGGGCUUCUGAAGGCUGAGCCAGCCCGCAAGUACCGAGUUUGGAGCCGCAUCUUGCAGGCAGUGAAUGCCCUGGGCUAUUGCCGGAGAGACAUAGUGGACCUGAAACACAAGUGGCGGGAUCUGCGGGCUGUGGUGAGGCGGAAGCUGGGGGACCUGCGCAAAGCAGCCCAUGGCCCUGGUUCAGGCAAGCCCCAGGCCCUGGCCCUCACCCCUGUGGAGCAGGUGGUGGCCAAGACCUUCUCCUGCCAGGCUGGACCAGGGGAUGGCUAUGGUCUGGAGGCCCUGAGAGCCACCCAGAUCGAUCCUACCGACCUCCAAGAGCUGUUCCAGGAGACAUCAGCAAAUGUCUUUCGAGUCAACUCCAGUGUGACCUCCUUGGAACAGAGCCUCCUAUCUCUGGGUACUGCAGGUGCCACCCUGGAGCUGCGCAGUGGCCUGCAUGCAUCACAGCAAGAGACCAAUAAAACCAUCUGUGCCAGCAUCAGUACCAUCAAGCAGCUGUCAGAGCUCGUGCGGGGCUCACUUCCCAAAAAAUUACUACAAGAAUGUCUUCAGCUAGACCGACUGAGAAAUCAACUAUUGGAUGCCCUCCAUCGCUAUGGAGCUGUUCAGAAGAAAAUAGCAGAAAAGUCCAAGGCUCCACUUCCCCUGCAGCAGCAACAGCAGCAGCAGCAGAGCCCCAGAACCCCAUUUGCAGACCUGGCUGAUGAGAAGAUCUUUAAUGGGGGCGACAGUAUGUGGCAAAGCCAGGAUCAAGCCCUGCUCCCAGAAAUAACCGAUGAAGACCUGGAUACUCUCAGGCAUCGGGAGGAUGCUGUUCAGCAGAAUGAGAGUGAUAUGCUGGAUGUGAACCAGAUCAUCAAAGAUUUGACUUCCCUGGUCCCUGAGCACGGCGAUGUGCUUGCAGAUGAAGAGGAAGAAGUGCCCAGCUGCCUCUGGAUGCCCCUGCGGAAUUUGGACCCUCCGGGCCUGGCAGAAUCUGACCCCCUGGACCUUCGCGGCGUCCUCCACACCUCCGUCUCCUCACCUUCUCCCCCCACCUCCCCGGCAGCAGCCCCUCUGGGGGCCAACUAUGGGAGCAGCGGCGGCUGGAGGCCUGCCCUGCAGGCAUCAGCUCUGCUGGCCCCCACCACCAGCAAACCCAAAGCUGAAAUCUCAGAGUUCGAGCAGCAGCUGAUGGACGCCCAUGUCCAGCAGGGAGCCCUCCUCUCCUCCUGGUACCAGCAGCAGAGCUCCCUGAUGACCCAGCAGAACGUCCUCCUGGAGCGUCUGGCAGAACAGAGCCAGCGGCUGGCCGACGGGGUGGAGGCCCUCAACCGGACCCUCGAAAGGCUUGUGGAGGCACGUCUGCCUGCCCAGGGGGCGGCCCACCUCAUCCAGGACAGCCCCUUGGCCGCUGGUAGUGGCCGCGGGUCCUCGCGAGUGCCAGUGGGGGACUCGGGCAGCCCCUCUCCAGGCCUUGAUGUCUUCUCAGGGAUGAUCUUGAAGGUAGAAGAGGAAAUUUAG